UGUUGACUAUUCUGCUGUAAUUUGGUGAUGUAUCCGCGAGCUGGCUGCCUCUCGGAAGCUAGUGCGCCGUCAUCGCCUCGCUAGCAGGCUGGCAGGCUUGGAGGACGAAACCCGUUGUUGGGGGAAUGCGAAUUCUAAUGCUAUUACGGGAGAUCUGUGCAUAAGAAAGAAGAAAAAGCCCCACUGUGAUGUUUUUAUCCUCUUCAUGCUAAACCGACGAGGGAACGGGGAAAAGGGACUGCAACCCUGUGAAGUUCACCUGCCAGAAUAACGAUACUGAGGAGUCCAGUCUUCAUGAAAAUGGCCAUCGUGCGGCAGUUUGGACUCUUGGUCUGGAAAAACUACCUUCACCAGAAACGUCAAAUCCUGGUAACGCUGGUGGAGAUCAUCUUGCCCCUGCUCUUCUCCGGUAUCCUCAUCGUGCUGCGCCAGAAGGUGCCUUUCAAGGACUUCCCCAAUGCCACCAUCUAUGAGAGCUUUGCGGUGGGCGCCUUGCCCAAAAUCUCCCUGAGGCACUUGCAGCUGGCCUACGUGCCGGCCAACUCCAGCGCCGUGCGGCAGGUGGCGGAGGACGUGCGACUCAACCUGGCCAUCGCCUCAGUGCAUGGCUUUGAGACGGAGAAGCACUUUGAGGACUAUGUGAGGAAUGACCCUCUGUCUAGAAAACUCCUGGCCGCUGUGGUUUUUGAGAAGCCCUGUUGUCACAAUGACGAGCCUUUGCCCCUUCAGGUCCGCUACCACCUGCGCUUCACCUUCACCCCUCGCAAUGCCCCACCCAAAGAAAAGUCGGAGCUGAACCCGAACAGUGACUUGGACUGGCACACGCUCAGCCUCUACCCGCUUUUUCAGCUGCCCGGCCCGAGAGAGCAAUACGACAAGCAUGGGGGAACACCUGGUUAUUUCCGUGAGGGAUUCCUGGCCGUGCAGCACGCCGUGGACCGAGCCAUCAUGCGCUCUUAUAACAGAACCGCGGCAGACUCGCUUCUGGGACAGACCAGAGUAGUCCUGUCCCGCUUUCCGUACCCACCUUUCAUAUAUGACGUCUUCAUCCUGGCCAUCCAGAACCAACUGCCCCUGCUGCUUGUGCUUAGCUUCACCUACAUGUCCCUCAACAUAGUCCGAGCCGUGGUGCAGGAGAAGGAACGGAAACUGAAGGAGUACAUGAGGAUGAUGGGACUCAGCAACUGGCUCCACUGGACUGCGUGGUUCCUUAUGUUUUUCCUGUUCCUCUCCAUCUCCGUCUUUUUCGUCACUCUGCUCCUCUGCAUCCAAGUUAGCCCGAAUGGAGCGGUCCUGAAUUACAGUGACCCCACGCUGGUCUUUGUCUUCCUUCUGAUAUUCAACGUGGCCACCAUCAACUUCUGCUUCAUGAUCAGUGCCUUCUUUUCCCGAGCCAACGUGGCAGCGGCGGCAGGCGGCUUCACAUAUUUCCUGAGCUAUCUGCCUUAUUUGUUCCUGUCACCGCGCUACGACCUACUCAGCUAUGCCCAGAAAGUGUCGGCCUGCCUUAUCUCCAACGUGGCCAUGGCCAUGGGAGCGCAGCUACUCGGGAUGUUUGAAGGCAAAGGCACGGGCAUCCAGUGGUGUAACUUGUUUGAUUCUGUGACCGUGGACGACGAUUUCUCGCUGGCCCAGGUGAUGGGCUUGCUGCUGUUUGACGCCGUACUCUACGGCCUUGUGGCCUGGUAUGUCGAGGCAGUUUUUCCCGGAGAGUAUGGCGUGCCGCUGCCUUCGUACUUCUUCGUACUGCCUUCCUAUUGGUGCAGCAGCCCUCGCAUGGCUCUGGUGAACGAGAAGGAGGAAGAGGAGGAUGCCGAAAAGGCUCUGAAAGGAGAGUUUAUCGAGGAGGAGCCAAACGGAGUUGUCUCUGGGGUUAAGAUAAAGCACCUUGCCAAGGAGUUCAAAGUGGGCAACAAAACCCGCAAGGCCGUGCGGGAUCUCACGCUGAACAUGUUUGAAGGGCAGAUCACGGUGUUGUUAGGUCACAACGGUGCCGGCAAGACCACCACGCUGUCGAUGUUGACAGGUCUGUUCCCCCCAACCAGCGGGAGGGCCUACAUCAACGGAUACGACAUCUGUCAGGAUAUGGCUCUGAUUCGACGCAGUCUCGGACUCUGUCCCCAGCAUGAUGUUCUAUUCGAUAAUCUGACCGUGACAGAGCAUCUGCUUUUCUAUGCGCAGCUGAAAGGCUUCUCCAAAGAAAAGAUUCCAGAGGAGGUGGACAGAAUAAUCUGCAUCCUCCAACUUGAAGACAAGCGACACGCUCGCUCCAAGACGCUGUCAGGCGGCAUGAAGAGAAAACUCUCCAUUGGCAUCGCCCUCAUUGGCGACUCCAAGGUGGUCAUGUUGGACGAGCCCACAUCUGGUAUGGACCCGUCGGCCCGACGCGCCACGUGGGAUCUUCUGCAGGGCGAGAAGAGCGGGCGCACCAUCCUCCUCACCACGCACUUCAUGGACGAGGCCGACCUGCUCGGCGACCGCAUCGCCAUCAUGGCCGGGGGGGAGCUGCAGUGCUGCGGCUCGCCACUUUUCCUCAAGAACAAAUACGGUGCUGGCUACCACAUGGUGAUCGUAAAAGAGGCCCUCUGCAACGUGUCCGAGAUCACCCGCCUCGUUCACCUGUACGUUCCGAACGCCACACUGGAGAGCAGCGCAGGGGCCGAGCUGUCUUACAUCCUCCCGAAGGAAAGCACCAGCAGGUUUGAGCUGCUGUUUGCCGAGCUGGAAAUGAACAGAGAGGAGUUGGGCAUCGCCAGCUACGGAGCAUCUGUUACCACAAUGGAGGAGGUGUUUCUCAGAGUGGGUAAAUUGGUGGAUUCCAGUUUGGACAUCCAGGCAAUCCAACUGCCCGCCCUGCAGUACCAGCACGAAAGACGCUCGCACGACUGGACGACGGACGACACCAGCAGCAUCAGCGGCAUGACCGACGUGACCGAUUUUACCGACAGCGGCACUCUCAUCUCCGAGGAUUGUUCCAACAUCAAACUGAACACGGGGGCAAGACUUUACCUGCAGCAGUUUUACGCCAUGUUCCUGAAGAGGGCAUUGUACAGCUGGAGAAACUGGAAAGUGAUGGUGGCCCAGUUUCUCAUCCCCUUGGUGUUCAUCGUGGUGGCGUUAAUGGUGGCGCGCACCCUUCCCAACCACAAGAACGCUCCUCAGCUGGGACUGGAGCUGCGUCGUUACGGCCCCACCAGGGUUCCCGUCGCCCUGCAGACAGGGGCGGGGGCCUUGGCCGCCGACCUGGCCACCGUUUACAGCUCACAGCUCCUCCAGCAGCACGGCCAGCUUGUCAACAUCACUGACUUUACCCAUUACAUACUGACCCAGGCAGAGGAAGAAGGCGGCAGCUUUAACGAGCUCUGCGUGGUGGGAGCCGCUUUCCGCGGCAGCAGCAAACACUUUGCCGAGGCGACGGCCUACUUCAACAACGAAGGCUACCACACGCCCGCCACGGCUCUCAUGAUGGUGGACAACGCUCUGUUCAGACUCCUCGCCGGGCCCAACGCUUCCAUCCACGCGGGGAACUACCCGAUGCCGCGCAACCUGUCUGAAGCUGCCCAGGGCCAACUCACAUUGGGAAAGACGGGCUUCAUCAUCGCCAUCAACCUCAUGUACGGGAUGGCGUCUCUGUCCAGCACCUUUGCACUGCUGCUCGUCACCGAAUCGGCCAUCAAGGCCAAGCACGUGCAGAAGGUCAGCGGCGUCUACCUGUCCAAUUUCUGGUUCUCGGCGCUACUCUGGGACCUGGUCAACUUCCUGUUGCCGUGCCUCCUCAUGUUGGCAGUGUUCCAGGCCUUCAGCGUGGACGCCUUUGUAUUGGACAACCACCUGGUGGACGUGCUGCUGAUGCUGCUGCUGUACGGCUGGGCCGUGGUGCCGCUCAUGUACCUCCUCAGCUUCCUCUUCUCCUCCGCCGCCACCGCUUACACCCGCCUCACCAUCUUCAACAUGAUGUCCGGCACCGCCACCUUCCUGGCCGUCACCAUCAUGACCAUCCCAGAGUUGAACCUGCAGAACCUGUCCCAUUUACUGGACAAGGUGUUCCUGAUCUUCCCAAAUUAUUGUCUGGGAAUGUCCUUCUCUCAGUUCUACCAGAACUACGAAUUAAUCUCAUUUUGCACGUCCAGCCCAGUCACUCAGGCCAUCUGCAAGUACUUAAAUCUCAAGUACCAACGCAACUACUUCUCCAUGUCCGAGCCUGGCGUGGGACGCUUCCUGGUGGCCUUCUCGAUACAAGGCGUCGUCUUCAUCGUUCUGCUGUUUGUCAUCGAGCUGCAGUGUGUCCGCUCUCUCCGCCGAUUCCUCUCCUCCCUGUGCAGGAGGCGAAAGCAGUUCUCCUUGAUAGGUGAUACAACACUGCUUCCAGAGGACAGAGACGUUGCAGAUGAGAGGAAGCGGGUGCUUGAGUGCCAGCCCAUGGUGGAGUCCAUGGUCGGCAGCCCCCUUAUUCUGCACGAGCUCAGCAAGGUUUACAGCAGCGGACAGCCUCUUCUUGCUGUGGACCGCCUGUCUUUGGCCGUGGGUAAAGGAGAGUGUUUUGGCUUGCUGGGCUUCAACGGCGCCGGGAAGACCACCACCUUCAAGAUGUUGACCGGUGACGAGAGCGUGACCUCUGGGGACGCCUACAUUGACGGAUACAGCAUCUUGAGAGACAUAAAGAAGGUGCAACAGCGCAUUGGAUAUUGUCCUCAGUUUGACGCCGUGUUGGACCAUAUGACGGGCAGAGAAACCCUGAGCAUGUACGCCAGGCUCCGAGGAAUACCCGAGAAGUAUGUGUCGGGCUGCGUGGAGAACGUGCUGAGGUCUCUCCUGUUGGAGCCGCACGCGGAUAAACUGGUGCGCAGCUACAGCGGUGGCAACAAACGGAAGCUGAGCGCCGGCAUGGCUCUUAUCGGUGGCCCUCCAGUCAUCUUCCUAGAUGAGCCCUCCACCGGGAUGGAUCCUGUGGCCAGGAGGCUUCUGUGGGACGCUGUGACACGCACGCGGGAGUCCGGCAAAGCCAUCAUCAUCACUUCGCAUAGUAUGGAGGAAUGCGAGGCGCUCUGCACCAGACUGGCCGUGAUGGUCAACGGGCAGUUCAAGUGCCUCGGGAGUCCGCAGCACCUAAAGAGCAAAUUCGGCAGUGGCUACACGCUGCUGGCUAAAGUGCACGUCGAGGCCGAAUUGGAGGACAGUGACCUGAAGCUUUUUAAAGACUUCAUCGAAAGCACCUUCCCAGGAAGUCAAAUGAAGGAUGAACACCAGGGCAUGGUCCACUAUCAUUUGACAGAUAGGACGCUAACCUGGGCACAGGUGUUUGGCACCUUGGAGACAGCCAAAGAGAAGUACCGCAUCGAGGACUACUGCGUGAGCCAGAUCUCACUGGAGCAGGUCUUUCUCAGCUUCGCUCAGUUCCAACACUGCACUGAAGGCAGGAGGAAGUAAGACCCGUCUGUCCCGACGCCCGUCCGACAUCCGUCCAACAUCCAUCUGUCCCCUUCUGUGCGUGCGCGUGCGCGUCCGUUUGCGUUUAACUGAGUGAGUGAGUGACCAGUCUUGAUGGACUCAUUGCGUCGCACCACUGUUGCGUAACAGACUUGAAGUGGGUUGGCUACUCACCGCGCCCCCUUUUUAUUAUCUUUUUAGUAAGUUCUUAGGCAAUGAUGUCAUGCAUUGCUGGUGAGUUGCGUCCAACAUCAUUUGUGUGUGUGCGUGUGUGUGUUUUAUUUAAAACCUUAUUUUAGGCUAAUGUUUCAAAGGACUUGAAGAAAAAGAAGAACCACUGUUUCAUAUGUUAAUGAUUGUUUCACACCUCAAAGCCUUAUUCUAACCAGUGAGGGUUUUGCUUUGUUUGUUUUUAUCGCCUUUGUCUCAAGCCUCUAAAUGUUGCUCGAUGCAAAAUUAUGUGAUGUGUUCAUGGUACAAAAAAAAAAGUCAGAGGGCAGAGCACUUAAGAGUUGAUUGGGUGUGAGAAUGGGUAAAGAAGAACAUUUUAUUUUGAACGUCCAGUCUAGUACAGUGGAACCUCCAAAGUGGAAUGCGCCUAAAGUGGUACAAAAUAGUUCUCAAAAGGAAGUCGACAGAUCUUGUGAGACUUAAGCUCAGUGAACAUCUGAAUGAUUGACACCAUGAGCUGAUGGAAAA
Molecule: messenger RNA, 6126 nt
Organism: Hippocampus comes (tiger tail seahorse)
Lineage: Eukaryota; Metazoa; Chordata; Actinopteri; Syngnathiformes; Syngnathidae
Gene: abca3b
Product: ATP-binding cassette, sub-family A (ABC1), member 3b
Exons: 31
Coding region: 295-5427 (1710 amino acids)
Biological process (GO): transmembrane transport; lipid transport
Cellular component (GO): intracellular membrane-bounded organelle; membrane
Molecular function (GO): ATP hydrolysis activity; ABC-type transporter activity; lipid carrier activity
Source: RefSeq, a predicted model, not a curated record